AAAGGGAAAGGAAAAGGAAACACGCAGGAAGGUUCGUUCCGUGAAACGAUAAAUCAAAAGGAAAGGCAGUGAUCGAUCCACAGAUCUCUCUAUCUCUGUCGCCACGUACAUUCAAUAACAAUACAACCCGUAUAAUAAUUUAUAAACACACACAUUAUUUGGAUCAAUCAUAGUUACAAUCCAUCGAUUCAGAUCUAAAGCUUCUUCAUUUCUUGAUCGAUCAUCAUGUCUUCUACUGCAUUCAGUGGCGAUGAAACCGCCCCCUUCUUCGGCUUUCUCGGCGCUGCUGCUGCUCUUGUCUUCUCAUGUAUGGGAGCGGCGUACGGAACGGCGAAGAGUGGCGUUGGAGUGGCGUCGAUGGGGGUGAUGAGGCCGGAAUUGGUGAUGAAGUCGAUUGUGCCGGUGGUUAUGGCUGGUGUGUUGGGAAUUUACGGUUUGAUUAUUGCGGUUAUUAUUAGUACUGGAAUUAAUCCCAAGGCCAAGUCGUAUUAUUUGUUUGAUGGCUAUGCUCAUCUUUCGUCCGGUCUUGCUUGCGGUCUGGCGGGUCUUUCUGCUGGUAUGGCUAUUGGGAUUGUUGGUGAUGCCGGUGUUAGAGCUAAUGCUCAGCAGCCAAAGCUUUUUGUCGGAAUGAUUCUUAUCCUCAUUUUUGCCGAGGCUUUGGCUCUCUAUGGGCUUAUUGUCGGCAUCAUCCUCUCAUCCAGGGCUGGUCAGUCUAGAGCUGAUUAAACGAGCCAACUAUUUGCGAGCAAGCUGGGUUGUAGUAGUGCUACAAAUUUCCUCGAUGAUACAGUUGGAUUUAAGCAGAGAUGUAUUUUGUUGGCAGCGACUGCUUGAACUCCCUUCUAGCUUUUGAGGCUUGUGGAAGUCUUAUUCGGGAUAUUUACAUUAAUGGUGUUUAUAUGUUAAAUUAUUUGGAUGAUGUCACUUUCUUAAGCCAUAUAUAAAUCAAACUGAUGAUGCCCGUUUCUUAUGAAGACAUAUUUUACUGUUGCCUUUGGGCAUAGUUUAUAUUUUUGUA
Messenger RNA from Daucus carota subsp. sativus, 1018 nucleotides. RefSeq names its product V-type proton ATPase 16 kDa proteolipid subunit. The record is from RefSeq and is a predicted model, not a curated record. Bases 226 to 726 code for a protein of 166 amino acids. Gene Ontology annotation, biological process: proton transmembrane transport. The transcript has 3 exons. Gene Ontology annotation, molecular function: proton-transporting ATPase activity, rotational mechanism. Lineage: Eukaryota; Viridiplantae; Streptophyta; Magnoliopsida; Apiales; Apiaceae. Gene Ontology annotation, cellular component: proton-transporting V-type ATPase, V0 domain; membrane.